Messenger RNA from Salarias fasciatus (jewelled blenny), 2055 nucleotides. It is a transcript of the gene dcun1d4, whose product is annotated as DCN1, defective in cullin neddylation 1, domain containing 4 (S. cerevisiae). The transcript is spliced from 11 exons. Gene Ontology annotation, molecular function: cullin family protein binding; ubiquitin conjugating enzyme binding; ubiquitin-like protein binding. Gene Ontology annotation, cellular component: ubiquitin ligase complex. NCBI's taxonomy places the organism in Eukaryota, Metazoa, Chordata, Actinopteri, Blenniiformes, Blenniidae. The record is from RefSeq and is a predicted model, not a curated record. The coding region runs from base 241 to 936 and encodes 231 amino acids. Gene Ontology annotation, biological process: protein neddylation.
UGGAGGGGAUAGCACCGGAGACUUAGCGCGACAAGGUUGUGUGCUACAUCGAGUGUUUUCGAGUCUGCACGUCUUUCGAGGAAUGCAGAGUCCCUCCCUCAGUCGUGUUGAGACUUUCCGCUGAAUUCCCACUUGACUACUCUGGCUAGCAUCCAUAAGAUCCACCACACCUUGCACAGGCUGAACCUGACAGAAGACGUUGGACAGGACAGCCACCCCUCAGCUUGCUGCUCUAGAGCCAUGCCUCCUAGGAAAAAGAGGAGAGCCCCUGCUGGAGAUGACAUGUCUGCCAAGAAGAGUCGUCAGGACAGCGUUUUCAGGAAACAUGAAACAUCACAGAUCUGCGAGGAGGAGACGUUUUCUAGCAAAAGGUGUUUGGAAUGGUUCUACGAAUACGCAGGCUGUGACGAUGUGGUGGGCCCAGAGGGCAUGGAGAAGUUCUGUGAGGACAUUGGAGUGGAACCAGAAAAUGUGGUGAUGUUGGUUCUUGCUUGGAAGCUGGAUGCCCAGAGUAUGGGAUAUUUCACCCUGCAGGAGUGGCUGAGAGGCAUGGGCUCACUGCAGUGCGAUUCCACAGAGAGGCUGAGGAACUCGCUCGACUACUUGAGAUCUGUCCUGAACGACAGCACCAGUUUUAAGCUCAUUUAUAGAUAUGCCUUUGAUUUUGCUCGGGAAAAGGAUCAGAGAAGUCUGGACUUGAACACAGCCAAGUGCAUGUUGGGCCUCCUCCUGGGAAAGACGUGGUCUUUGUUUCCUGUCUUCAAUCAGUUUCUAGAGCAAUCAAAGUACAAAGUCAUCAACAAAGACCAAUGGUGCAAUGUUUUAGAGUUCAGCAGGACAAUCAACCUGGACCUCAGCAACUACGAUGAGGACGGUGCCUGGCCCGUUUUGUUGGACGAGUUCGUUGAAUGGUACAAGGAAAGGCAGAUGUCAUAGCUGCGGAGCUAGAUGGAAAAUUCAAAGGAGGAAUCAAAUACAACUGUGACGACGACUCUGAGAAUCUCCAGACAAUAAGUAAACAAUACAAAAGCACCCCAAUGAAACAAACGGUCAAGCAUUGACAGAGGGGGGCCUCCCUGUAAAUAAGAGGGGGGCUCUGGCUGUAGGUAGGUGGGUGGGGGUGGUGGGGUUUGGGUGUUUAGAGCGUGCAGAGGUGAAGGGGAUUGUCAUUGUGGAUUUAUGUUCCUUCCUGAAGUUGCAUCGUGGGCAAGCUUGAUGCGAUCCUUUGCAGCACUGCUCUCUCUCUCACUGUGAUGUGUCAUACUGCUGUCUGUGUUAAGGCUCAUUCAUGCUCUACGUUGGCUACGGAUACGCACACAGCCAUCCGUCCGUACCCUGCAUUCAUUAUCCCCGUACAGUGGCUCGCUAAAGCAUACAUACCUCUUGAACUUUUCAGCGUUCUACCACAUUACAGCAGCAGAAGUAAAUUAAUUUCUAUUGAGAUCUUUCAUAAUAAACGGAUCUAAUGUGUUCCAUAGUUUGAAAAGGAAGAAUUACUUCUUUUUUUUAAACGUGUAAUUUUACUUCCUCUUCAAAAGGAUGUGGCACAUAAAAUUCCAAUAAAAUACAUAUAUAUUUGUGGUUGUAAUGUAACAAUAUAAAGAAGUUCAAGGGGUGUGAAUAAUUUUGCAAGCCACUGUAUAUCGGUCCAUCUCCUGGAAGCUUCUGGAUAUGGACCCAAUGCUGUGCUACCACUGAGAAUCGUCGGGUUAAUGUUGAAAUUAGAGGCUAAUAACAGAAAUGGCUGAAGUGUUUGAGCGAAACUGCCAACAGUAAUCACCACGGACAUGCUUUUAAGUGUCCACUGGCGUUGAAGACCAUUCCCACAUGCGUCGCUGCCUCCGAUUUUUGCCGACAUCUCAGUGUUGGAGGCAGUGGUGGUGUAAAUCUUACAAGAGCAAGUUUGUGUAGGGAGUUUUCAAGUUGAAAUCCAGCUGCUGAGGGCUUGUCACUGUGGUUCACAGAGAAAGAUCCCUGACCCCCAUCUGCUCCCCGUGUGCUGCACAGUGCCUGUUAGCUCUUCCUGAAGGAUGCGUUCAUAGUAGAGAAAACUUG